This is a messenger RNA of Magallana angulata, 3195 nucleotides long. RefSeq lists its product as uncharacterized. The transcript has 3 exons. Lineage: Eukaryota; Metazoa; Mollusca; Bivalvia; Ostreida; Ostreidae. The record is from RefSeq and is a predicted model, not a curated record. The coding region runs from base 715 to 1644 and encodes 309 amino acids.
UGUUGAGACGCAUUUGACGAGAUUUUUGGCAAUUUUAGCUAACUCCAUAUCUCCUACUUUUUGCUGAUUUCCGAGCUGUAUUUGGAGUAUGCGACUUGAAAGUCUAAAUAUUUGUUCUGUCAAUUUAUAUAACACAUAGAGGAAUAUAACGAACCACUCAUAAAGCGCCGUUUUCAUUCUCACAUUAGAACACACGUGAGUAAAUUCAUAAUAAACAGAAGGGGGCGUGUCUAUUGUUUCUUCUAUCCCGCCUAAUAUUGUUACAAACCGUGAUUGUCCAUCAAAAGCUUCGAAUUCUUAAACACAAAAGUCCGAAAACACUAAUUGGGGUGUCUAUACCAUACCAAACUUAUCACGAAAAAUGGGUCGGUACGUGCAGAUAAGAAAUCAAAUAUGAACCGCUUUUGACGGAAAUUGAAAGGGAGGUGCAAAUUUUACAUGUAUGGUCAACAAAUGACAUCCGAUAUUAAAACACUACAUUUAUUUCUUUCGAAAUCAUUUCGACGACAUUUAUACUUAAAAUCUUUGAACAGUAGAUACGCAAAUAGUUUUACUCUGGUAAAAAAGUAUAAACAUUAAACACAAAUGCAUAUGUGUCCCGUUUUAAAUAACACCUCCCCAUGUUGAUGUUUGCACCUUGCAGAGGUGACUCUGAAUUCGGAUAAGCCAUAAGGACAGCGGUAUCAACAUGGUGGUGGACAAAGUCCAAAAGUGAUGACAACAAAUGGGCUCCACUUUUUGAUUGACCCUGUAGCAGAAGAUGUCAAGGUUGUUUGUCAUCUCCUUACAUAUCUGGAGAAUGUCAAGGACAAAAGUGAUCUCCACAACAACGAUGAGUUUUUGGUUGCCACCCUCAACUUUCUGCAGGGCAUGGAACAGUACUAUGGAGCCACAAGAGCUCACAGUGUGUCAAACUGGAUGUUGUUUCUACGCCAGCUCCUUGCAAUAAUAUCCGACACAGUCUUUAUCAAAUUGUCCUGCACAGUUUGUGAGGUUGCUGUGGAAACAGCAGUAACUGUUCCUUGUAGAAUUAGAACAAAUCUCAACAAUUUGGGUUUGCGGUUAAAUAACAUUUGUAGUGUUGUGAGACUUUUGCAAAGAGAAGCCUCAGAAAUCUGUGAUAGCCAAAGAAGAGGCUCUGAAAAUGGUCACAAUCCUGUUGCAUUGUGGGAUGAAGAUAUGGUGGCUUUGAUAAUGCAGUCCCGUCAAGUGCAGGAUUUGAUUCAAGGCUGUGAGGUUCUUAUGUCAUCUGUGGUACAAGUUAUUGAAACAAAGGCAGAUAAAGACAAGAGGUUCUUCAACUCUAUGUCAUUCUCAAUAGGAGCCGUGUGUUUAGGGAACUUUGCGUGGAAUGUCUGGAAGGGAAGUUCAACAGAACAGCUGAUAUCUACAGGUAUGUGGUCACUGUGUACAGGCUUCUCGGCAGCUGUUCUCCAGAUACCGCGUGUACGACUCUCAGAUCUCACUAAUCAGCUUCAACAACAUCGCAAGGCUCGAGAAAAAGUGAAGGAAGUCACUCGCUGCUGGAUGGACAGUGAUAAAUUCUCAUACGCCAAACUUGUCCGACCACCAGUCAAGCAAGAGAAUGGAGAACCUGGGUUUCUAAUGGGGAAGGCUCAGAGUAUAGAUUCUAAUUGUCGAUAGGGCAUUGGAGUUUGAUAUUGAUUUGUUGCCAUGGAUUUUGCGUGUCUCUGUGAUGAAAGUUGACCCCUCCUCCUUCACUCAAAAUUUUUUUAUUCAGUAGAGGUAAACUUUCAUUUCAGAAAUAAGUAACUGUGGUGUUAAGGGUGAUACAAUUUACAUGUGGGUUUUGAAUAUACUGAUAUUCAUAAAUAUAUAUUAUUUAUUUAUGAGGGAUAUUUACUUUUAAGGGGUAUUGUUUUUUUUAUCUGUUUUGUUACAGUAAUCGAUAAAUACAUGAUAUUGUGGUGAGAAGGAAAGUAGGUGUACUACAGCAAUUAUUUACCGUAUUGUAUUCAUUUACUAUGUACUUUUAGAUAGAAGUUCAGAGUUUAUAAAAAGGAAGAAUACAUGUACAAAAAUUCACAUAUUGAAAUCUAUCAAUCUGUUCUAGGAUACAUUUAUAUUUUGCAGAUUUUUUAUAUUGUCUUGAAACAUGAUUUUACGUUAAAAAAAGAUUUUUAUCUUUGUCAAAGAAUGCAAUAGGCCUAUUACAAUGUAUGACUUGGGGCAGUUUAUGCUUUAUAAAUUUUAUAUAUCUUAUAUACUCUUGCCUUAAUCUUGUACUCACAUACUUAUGUUUAAUUUAAAAAUAUAAUUUUGUAUAUAAACAUGUAUCUUGUCCACAUAUCCAUUAUUUUUUUUUACUACUAGUACCUUCUUUAGAAUUUUAUUUAAACUAUUUUUUAUGUUCAGAACAGGGGCCAAUUUUUUUCUGUCAUGAACUGGGAAUUGAUCAUCAAGUUGUGUAAUGCAUCUGAUGGGAUUACCUAACAUAUUGAUUUGAUUGGAUCGUUCCUUUCAAUGUUUAUGAUUGGUUUUUGAAGGUUUGUUUAAUUUGCAUUGAACUGAUGUGACAGAUGCGUUUCAUAACAUGUUAUUGUUGAAGUUUAAUGAUUGGGAUGAGCCUUUUGUGUUACUCAAUAUUCUGUGGAUGACAAUGUUGACUGGUAUUAUAGAUCAUUCAGUCGUAUAUAUUGAUCAACUUACUUAGUUCACGUAAUGAUUGUUGUGUUUAUAAAGUAUUAGCUGAAACUUUUUGGAAUUAUAAAACUGUGCCUAAUAUAAAUUUGCCAAAUAUUGAUGAUACAUGUAUAUAUUUACGGUUGUUUAAAUGGAAGGUUAAUUUUAUAUAUAUUGUCAGAUUUACAUGUAAAUGAAAGGUGUGCCUUAUGAAAAAGUAUUCAAAGGAAUCACGCUUUAUCAUACUUUGAUAUAUAAAAUAGUUCUCUAAUUCAUUUAUUGGCAUUAUAUUGAAAUUCAUGACUGUCAUCUACCUCUGAAGGAAAAAGAGCUUUGAUCGUAAAAAUUUUAAUAGAAUUUACGCAAUGCAUUUGAUAGCAGUACAUGUACUUGCUUAUAUUCAUUUACUCAGAACUAAAUACUGGUAUAUUUAUAUAUGACAUUUAUGUGCAGUUGAAUGGUAUUCAAGAUGAUUUUAUAAAUAGGUAUAUAUAACCUUGUCCGUUAAAAUUGUUUUCUUGUUGAGGUUUUAUUAAAACAUAGUUGAAACUC